AAAAAAUAAUGCGUCCUUAGAAGAAAACCGAAUAAUUUGGAUCACAAUAUUCAGAUACCGAAUAUAUUCACCGCUGAAGAACUGGGUGAGAUAUGCGAGCAGAUGAGGCAGAUCGACAGGCAACGAGACCGAUCGGUACAAACGGAUGGUAGCGCGGUGGCCCUGUUCAAUCUGUUUGUUCAGAUAACAAGGGAACAGCUCCACAUCGUGAUUGUCAUGUCGCCGAUUGGCAAUAAUUUUCGCAACCGAAUCCGAAAAUUUCCAGCGCUGGUUAAUUGUUGUACCAUCGACUGGCUUCAGCCAUGGCCAGAGGAUGCUUUAUUAGCAGUGGCGACUAGAUUCCUGGGUCAAAUCGAGCUCACUGAAAAUGAAACAGUUGCCGGUAUCAACAUGUGUCAAUUCUUUCACGUAUCCACAGAGAAGUUAAGUAAGGAGUUCCUGAUUCGUUUGGACAGGCAAGUAUACGUGACACCGACCUCAUAUCUGGAAAUGAUAAACACUUUCAAGGAUCUACUGGCGAAGAAACGAGAAGAAAUACUUAACGCUAAGACUCGAUACGAGCGCGGUUUGGGUCAGCUGGACGAGACUCAGAAGCAAGUAGUGGUGAUGCAGGAGACUCUGAAAUCGCUGCAGCCGGCAUUGAUAAGCGCCACUCAAGACGUAGAGAAAAUGUUGUUGGAGGUCGACAAAGAGAGAGAAGAAGUCGCUGAGUUUGAGAAAGUCGUGAAACAAGACGAAGCUGCUGCCGAAGUUAGUGUCGCCAAUUCCAAUUUCUAAAUACAUUUAUAGUAAAUGUCUCAAUUUCUGUUCACAGUCUCUUAG
This is a messenger RNA of Ceratina calcarata, 822 nucleotides long. RefSeq names its product dynein heavy chain 7, axonemal-like. Gene Ontology annotation, biological process: microtubule-based movement. The coding region runs from base 103 to 777 and encodes 224 amino acids. Gene Ontology annotation, cellular component: dynein complex. NCBI's taxonomy places the organism in Eukaryota, Metazoa, Arthropoda, Insecta, Hymenoptera, Apidae. The transcript has 3 exons. Gene Ontology annotation, molecular function: dynein intermediate chain binding; dynein light intermediate chain binding. The record is from RefSeq and is a predicted model, not a curated record.